Molecule: messenger RNA, 408 nt
Organism: Pneumocystis murina B123
Lineage: Eukaryota; Fungi; Ascomycota; Pneumocystomycetes; Pneumocystales; Pneumocystaceae
Product: methionine-R-sulfoxide reductase
Exons: 6
Coding region: 1-408 (135 amino acids)
Biological process (GO): response to oxidative stress; protein repair
Molecular function (GO): peptide-methionine (R)-S-oxide reductase activity
Source: RefSeq, a predicted model, not a curated record
AUGGCAUUUCCUAUUAAAAAGUCGCCUGAAGAAUGGAAAAGAAUCCUUUGUCCUGAUCGGUAUAAAAUUCUUCGUAAAAAAAAUACAGAACCACCUGGAUCAGGAGAAUAUGAUUCUCAUUAUCCUUUAUAUGGGUUUUAUAUCUGUGCAGGAUGUAAAUUUCCUUUGUAUAAAGCAGAAACGAAAUUUAAAUCAGGAUGUGGUUGGCCAUCAUUUUAUCAAUCAAUAGAGAAUUCUGUUAAAAGGAUACCUGAUUUAUCUGGUGGAAGAAUCCGAACAGAAAUUGUUUGUAGUCAAUGUGGUGGACAUUUAGGUCAUGUGUUUAAAGGUGAAGGUUUUAAUGUACCUACAGAUGAAAGACAUUGUGUAAAUAGUUUAUCUAUACUUUACAAGAAUAUUAAGGAUUAG